GUCAUUCAGCCACGAUUCCACGAAGCAUAGGAUAUUACAGUUUUUUUAUGUCCCGUUGGUAGGAUAUUUGUGAUCUUACCUCGUCUAGUUUAUUGUCCAAUGAUUGCACGUUGUUGAGUAAUAUUGACAGUAACGGCAGCUUUCCUAGUUGUCUUCUGCGGGUCCGGACGAGGCAUCCGGCUCUUCUUCCUCUGCAUCGCUUCCUUUUACGAAUAAUUGGGAUGUCUGCCCUGUGGGUUCUUUGGAGAAUAUUGUUCUUAGGAAACAGGUCUUAGGAAAACUCAGGUCUUAGGAACCCCCCCCCCAAGAGGCCCAGCAUGCCGGAGCAGAGCAACGACUACCGUGUGGUGGUGUUUGGGGCCGGCGGCGUGGGCAAGAGCUCCCUGGUCCUCCGCUUCGUCAAGGGCACCUUCCGGGACACCUACAUCCCCACUGUGGAGGACACCUACCGUCAGGUGAUCAGCUGUGACAAGAGCGUGUGCACCCUCCAGAUCACCGACACCACGGGCAGCCACCAAUUUCCCGCCAUGCAGCGCUUGUCCAUAUCCAAGGGCCACGCCUUCAUCCUGGUCUACUCUGUCACCAGCCGCCAGUCCCUGGAGGAGCUCAAGCCCAUCUACCAGCAGGUGCUUGCCAUCAAGGGUAGUGUGGACGCCAUCCCUGUCAUGCUGGUAGGCAACAAGAGUGACGAAACCCAGCGUGAGGUGGAGACCACGGAGGGUGAGGCGCAGGCUGCAGCAUGGAAGUGUGCCUUCAUGGAAACCUCUGCCAAGAUGAACUACAACGUCAAAGAGCUCUUCCAGGAGCUGCUCACCCUGGAGAAGAAGAGGAACAUGAGUCUGAGCAUCGAUGGCAAGCGCUCCGGCAAGCAGAAGCGUGCCGACAAGCUCAAGGGCAAGUGCAGCAUCAUGUAGGGAGGGAGAGUUGAUGCCUGACCCUUAGAAGGAAAGACUGGGGUUGGGGAGGGUGGUGGUGGUGGUGCAAAGUGUAGAUGUUCUUGAAGAGAGUCACUUCGAGGAAUGGAGGGAAGGUAGGGGUGGGACGGGGCUCGUCUGAGAGGGGUUAUUUUAUCCCAACAGAGGUGACCCCCCCCCCCACAAAGAGGCUAUUCAAGUUCAAAGAGAAGAGAAGAUCAAGCCUUGAUGCAAUUCUACUUUGAUGAGAAAAAUGAAAGAAUAUGGAGCCCUGACAAUUGAUAUCCUCUCAAGUUCAGGGCAUUAUUACAAACUCAGAACCCAUUUCAAUAUUCUUCACCCCACGUUCGCCCUCUUCUCCUAUAGCUGUCUCUCUCCUGCUAAUAUGAGACACCCUGCAAACAAUAAUGAGUUGUUAAGACGUCCCCAGGACAUCACAAAAUGGUCGCCUAAAGUCGUCAGGAUGUUGUGUCAAUGUCCCCUGGAGGUUUUGUCUUGUUCCCGGUUUGUUCCGAGGAUGUUUUUAGGAUGUUCUUGGGACGUUGUGCCAUAGUCCCAUGGAGACUUUGCACUUAAAAUGAAAUCUCAGCACUGUGAAACAUACACUACCGUUCAAAAGUUUAGGGUCACAUAGAAUUGUCCAUAGAAAUAAAAGCACAUUCUUUGUCCAUUAAAAUAACAUCAAAAUGAUCAGAAAUACAGUGUAAGCAUUUUUAAUGUUGUAAAUGACUAUUGUAGCUGGAAACGACAGAUUUUUUAAUGGAAUAUAUACUGCUUCAUUAAGUACACACAAAACACCAGUCUCAACGUCAACAGUGAAGAGGCUACUCUGGGAUCCUGGCCCUCUAGGCAGAGAUGCAAAGAAAAAGCCAUAUCUCAGACUGGCCAAUAAAAAGAAAAGAUUAAGAUGGACAAAAGAACACAGACACUGGACAGAGGAACUCUGCCUAGAAGGCCAGCAUCCCAGAGUUGCCUCAUCACUGUUGAUGCUGAGACAGUGUUUUGCAGGUACUAUUUAAUGAAGCUGCCAGUUGAGGACAUGUGAGGAGUCUGUUUCUCAAACUAGACGCUCUAAUGUACUUGUCCUCUUGCUCAGUUGUGCACCAGGGCCUGCCACUACUCUUUCUAUUCUGAUUCGAGACAGUUUGCGCUGUUCUGUGAAGGGAGUAGUACACAGCGCUGUACCAGAUCUUCAGUUUCUUGGCAAUUUCUUGCAUUGAAUAGCCUUCAUUUCUCAGAACAAGAAUAGACUGACAAGUUUCAGAAGAAAGUUAUUUGUUUCUGGCCAUUUGGAGCCUGUAAUCGAACCCACAAUUGCUGAUGCUCCAGAUACUUAACUAGUCUAAAGAAGGCCAGUUUAAUUGCUUCUUUAAUCAGAACUACAGUUUUCAGCUGUGCUAACAUAAUUGGAAAGGGGUUUUCUAAUGAUCAAUUAGUCUUUUAAAAUGAGUAACUUGGAUUAGCUAACACAACGUGCCAUUGGAACACAGGAGUGAUGGUUGCUGAUAAUGGGCCUCUGUACGCCUAUGUAGAUACUCCAAUCAAAAUCAGCCGUUUCCAGUUACAAUAGACAUUUACAACAUUAACAAUGUCUGUAUUUCUGAUCAAUUUGAUAUUUCUUUAAUGGACAAAACAUUUGCUUUUCUUUUAAAAACAAGGACAUUUCUAAGUGACCCCAACCUUUUGAACGGAAGUGUACACUCAUGAAAAGGAUUAUAUUUGUCAUAGUGAUUCAGGAAUAACAUUAAAACAGAAAAAUAUGCCCCACCAAAAUUAGACAACUAUUCUGAAAAUCCAAACUCAAAUUGCUGAAAUAGGUAAUUGAAAUAAAUUAGACAAUACUCAGAUUAACUCAGUGACGUCCUGGGAAUUUACAGGGACCUAAGACAAAGGUCCCCCAGAGAAUGUUCCCUUGAGACCAUCACGCAAUGUUCUUAGAAAGUUCUCAGAACGUCACAAGGAUAACGUCAAGCUGAAACACUUAAGGGACCUAAAGGAACGUCACUGAAUGUCCUCAGGAUGUCCCCUGUUUGCUGGGCAGCCACUUGACUCCUAUGAUUGGAUACGUAAUAGGGUGGAUUUGCAGGAGAAUGAGAGAGGUAUCAUGUUUAAUGUUGGAGUAAUGGAAACACGACUUUCAUCAAUUCAAAUGGACGUCCGUAAGCACAAGUUGGGCUUUCGCCUUCAGUAUCUCCAUGUCUACCCGUAACCUGGUGAAUGGAUGGGAUUUGAGAACUAGGUAUUGCAUUCAAUAAAGUUGUUAAUUGAAAGUUUAAUACAUUAUACAGUAUAUUACAGGUACAGAUUAGUCCAGAUUAGUAUUGCUAAUUAACAGUAGCAUGUGACUGUGAGUGUAGAUAAUAAAAAAAGAUGGAAAAGAUAGCUGCAAGUGGUCUCUGCAUUUUGCUGCAAGUGGUCUCUGCAUUUUGCUGCAAGUGGUCUGCAUUUUGCUGUACAUUUGAAAUGCCUUUCCUACCAGUUGACUAGACAUUUUGCAUAAUUUCAUAAUCAAAGUGAGCUUUAGCUGAACAAAGCACAACCAGAACAAAAACAACAAGCAGACAAAGCACGUUUGAAAUGUAAAUGUUUUUGAAUACAUUUAUUUAACAAAUGUCUGGACCCUCAUACCAUCAAUGUAGGUGUCUAUAUCAACGUUGAUUUUACCUUCGAUAAAAAUCUGAUGGAUUUUUUAUUUUAUUUUUUACAAUCCACUGUUAUUUAUAUAUUGUAUGCUCUGUAAAUAAUAUAUUUAUACGCUCCAAAUGCUCUUAAUGCCCCCCAUUUGAAUAUUUUUUCCAAUCCCCAAAUCACAUACUGCUGCUUUAGCAAUAUGACAUGACAACACUUUGAGGAUUUGGAGCACAGUGACAUUUGAUCUUCUGGUAAACCCUUUGAUGCUCUCUGGUUGCCUCACACAUUCUCCUGUCUUAUACAUGAACACUUUCACUUGAAUCAUGUGAAGGAACUGCUAAAUAAAGACAACUAA
Molecule: messenger RNA, 3900 nt
Organism: Oncorhynchus masou masou (cherry salmon)
Lineage: Eukaryota; Metazoa; Chordata; Actinopteri; Salmoniformes; Salmonidae
Product: GTP-binding protein Di-Ras1
Exons: 2
Coding region: 318-914 (198 amino acids)
Biological process (GO): signal transduction
Cellular component (GO): plasma membrane
Molecular function (GO): GDP binding; GTPase activity; GTP binding
Source: RefSeq, a predicted model, not a curated record